Messenger RNA from Sinocyclocheilus grahami, 937 nucleotides. Its product is annotated as ankyrin repeat and BTB/POZ domain-containing protein 2-like. The transcript is spliced from 7 exons. The annotation marks the transcript as partial. Gene Ontology annotation, molecular function: protein binding. The record is from RefSeq and is a predicted model, not a curated record. Lineage: Eukaryota; Metazoa; Chordata; Actinopteri; Cypriniformes; Cyprinidae.
AUGACUCCUCUGAUGUACGCCUGCUCAGCAGGGGACGAGGCUCUAGUGCACAUGCUCAUUGAUGCUGGUGCGAACUUGGAUGUAGCGGUGCCCAACUGUUCACCAAAACAUCCCUCUGUCCAUCCUGAGAGCCGCAGCUGGGUGGCCCUUACCUUUGCUGUGCUGCAUGGACACAUAUCUGUAGUGCAGCUCCUGUUAGAUGUGGGAGCAGAUGUGGAGGGCACAGCCCUGAGAAACGACCACCAAAGCUCAGCAGAAACACCUCUCCAGCUGGCAUCAGCCGCAGGUAACUAUGAGAUGGUGAGUCUGCUGUUGUCCCGUGGCACUGACCCAAUGCUGCGGGUGCAUCUGACAUCCUCACUCUAUGAGGGCAUGAACUGCUUCAGUCACGCUGCAGCGCAUGGACACAGGAAUGUGUUGAGGAAGCUCUUGAGUCAGCCCCAGUGGCUGCAGGAAGACGUGCUUUCUCUGGAGGAGAUCCUGGCUGAGGGAGUAGAGGAGCAGGAGAAACGGGAAAUGAAGGAUGGAGCAAAUGCAAAGUCUGUCUGCGCUCCACGGCUGUGUAAAGCCCGCAUCAGAGCGCUGCAGGAAGCCAGCCUUCACAGUGCUGAGCACGGCUAUCUGGACGUCACCAUGGAGCUCAGGGCACUGGGAGUGCCUUGGAAGCUGCACAUAUGGCUAGAGUCAGUGCGCAGUGCCCAGCUCCAGUCCAGGACUGAACUCACACUUUCUCUCCUUAAAGACUUCACCACUAUUGGGGAUGAAAAAUACUGCGAGGAGCUGCUCUCGGAGGGUCUUCCACUCCUCUUCUCCAUUUUUAAAACUAGCAAGAGUAAGGAUAUCCGUAAGCAGCUGGCAGUCAUCUUCAGCUAUUGUGUUUGCUCUACAGCCGCCCCGUGUAUUCUGGCAGUAAAGGACACACCUACAGCUCAGCUGG